GCCUGCGCAAUAAACAGCUGGCGGAAACGCGGGUUUGGCCUCCGACGGUGACGUUUUCCGGUCGGAAUGAAAGUGGGCGACUUCUCGGGAGGCUGCCUAGGCAAGUCGUGUGGCGGGCUGUCAGGUCCUAGCGUCACCACCCCGGAGCUUCUCGUGGGGCGACGCCUUCCGCGGUGCAGCCGGCUCGCUGCGGACUCGUUUCAGGUGGCAGCCACCGGUUAAAACCGGAGGAUUUGUUGUCGUUUCUAUGGCUUCCUCACAAGCCUCACGAACUGUCGCAGCUCAUGUCCCCUUUGCAGACUUGUGCUCCACCUUAGAACGAAUACAGAAAGGUAAAGACCGUGCAGAAAAAAUCAGGCACUUCAAGGAGUUUCUGGAUUCUUGGAGAAAAUUUCAUGAUGCCCUUCAUAAGAACAAGAAGGAUGUUCCGGACUCUUUUUACCCAGCAAUGAGACUUAUUCUCCCUCAGCUAGAGAGAGAGAGGAUGGCUUACGGAAUCAAAGAAACCAUGCUGGCUAAGCUUUACAUCGAAUUGCUCAAUUUACCAAGAGAAGGCAAGGAUGCCCAGAAGCUCCUGAAUUACCGAACCCCCAGUGGAGCUCGCUCAGAUGCUGGGGACUUUGCCACGAUUGCAUACUUUGUUUUGAAGCCAAGGUGCUUACAGAAAGGAAGCUUAACCAUACAGAAGGUGAAUGAACUCUUAGACUUAGUUGCCAGCAAUAACUCUGGCAAAAGAAAAGAUCUAGUGAAAAAGAGCCUUCUUCAGUUAAUAACCCAGUGUUCAGCACUCGAGCAAAAGUGGCUGAUUCGCAUGAUUAUUAAGGACUUAAAGCUUGGUGUCAGUCAGCACACGAUAUUGUCCAUCUUCCACAAUGAUGCAGUCGAGUUGCACAAUGUCACCACAGAUCUGGAAAAGGUCUGUAGGCAGCUACAUGACCCCUCCGUAGGGCUCAGCGACAUCUCCAUCACUUUGUUCUCUGCCUUUAGGCCAAUGCUAGCUGCUGUAGCAGAUGUGGAGCGUGUGGAGAAGGACAUGAAGCAGCAGAGUUUCUACAUCGAAACUAAGCUCGAUGGCGAGCGCAUGCAGAUGCACAAGGAUGGCGCCCUGUACCGGUACUUCUCCAGAAAUGGUUACAACUACACCGAUCAGUUCGGCGAAUCUCCACAGGAAGGCUCUCUCACCCCGUUUAUUCACAACGCAUUCAAGACAGAUGUGCAAGUGUGCAUCCUUGAUGGCGAGAUGAUGGCCUACAACCCAACGACACAGACUUUCAUGCAGAAGGGGGUCAAGUUUGAUAUCAAAAGGAUGGUCGAAGAUUCUGACCUACAGACAUGCUACUGUGUUUUCGAUGUGCUGAUGGUUAAUAAUAAGAAGCUAGGGCGUGAGACUCUCAGGAAGAGGUAUGAUAUCCUUAGUAGCACUUUCACACCCAUACAAGGUCGAAUAGAGAUAGUGCAGAAAACUCAAGCUCAGACAAAGCAGGAAGUAGUGGAUGCAUUAAAUGAUGCCAUAGACAAGAGAGAAGAGGGGAUCAUGGUUAAACACCCUCUGUCCAUUUACAAGCCAGACAAAAGAGGUGAAGGGUGGCUAAAGAUUAAACCAGAGUAUGUCACUGGAUUGAUGGAUGAAUUAGACCUCUUAAUUGUUGGGGGCUACUGGGGUAAAGGUUCUCGAGGUGGCAUGAUGUCUCACUUUCUGUGUGCAGUGGCAGAGACACCACCUCCUGGUGACAAGCCAUCUGUGUUCCACACUCUGUGCCGUGUUGGGUCGGGUUACACGAUGAAAGAACUCUAUGACCUGGGCUUGAAAUUGGCAAAAUACUGGAAGCCUUUCCAAAGAAAAUCUCCACCAAGCUGUAUUUUGUGUGGCACAGAGAAGCCAGAAGUGUACAUUGAACCCCAGAACUCUGUCAUCGUUCAGAUCAAGGCGGCAGAGAUCGUCCCCAGUGACAUGUACAAGACUGGCUCUACCUUGCGCUUCCCACGCAUCGAGAAGAUCAGAGAUGACAAAGAGUGGCAUGACUGUAUGACGCUGGAUGACCUGGAGCAGCUGAGGGGGAAAGCAUCUGGGAAGCUUGCCACAAAACACCUUCACAUAGGUGACGAUGACGAACCCAGAGAAAAAAGGCGGAAACCCAUCUCUAAGACGAAGAAAACCAUUGGAAUCAUUGAACACCUAAAAGCGCCUAACCUUUCUAACAUAAACAAAGUUUCUAAUGUAUUUGAAGAUGUUGAGUUUUGUGUCAUGAGUGGAUUAGAUGGUUAUCCAAAGCCUGACCUAGAGAACAAAAUUGCAGAAUUUGGUGGUUAUAUAGUCCAGAAUCCAGGCCCAGAUACAUACUGUGUGAUUGCAGGUUCUGAGAACAUUAGGGUCAGAAACAUCAUCUCUUCAGAUAGGCAUGAUGUUGUCAAGCCCGAGUGGCUUUUAGAGUGUUUUAAAACAAAAACAUGUGUGCCAUGGCAACCCCGCUUUAUGAUUCACAUGUGCCCAUCAACAAAGCAGCAUUUUGCCCGUGAAUAUGACUGCUAUGGUGAUAGCUAUUUCGUUGAUGCAGAUUUGGAUCAAUUGAAAGAAGUGUUUUUAAGAAUUAAACCCAGUGAGCAGCAGACUCCUGAAGAAAUGGCCCCUGUGAUUGCUGACCUAGAAUGUCGUUAUUCCUGGGAUCACUCUCCUCUCAGUAUGUUUCGACACUACACCGUUUAUUUGGACUUGUAUGCUGUUAUUAAUGACUUAAGUUCCAAAAUCGAAGCCACAAGGUUAGGUGUUACAGCACUUGAGCUGCGGUUUCGUGGAGCAAAGGUGGUUUCCCGCUUAUCUGAAGGGGUGUCUCACGUAAUCAUCGGGGAAGAUCAGAGACGAGUCAGUGACUUUAAAACGUUCAGAAGAACGCUUAAGAAAAAGUUUAAAAUCCUGCAGGAACGUUGGGUGAUCGAUUCAGUAGACAAGUGUGAACUGCAGGAAGAAAACCUGUAUUUGCUUUAGAGGAAAAUGUUAACCGUGUCAGACAACAGCAGGCAGUGAUGAUGGAAUAGCCAGUGGCCUUCAUUUUAUCUCCUAAUACUUCAAAAGGAUUAGUUACCAGAAGGCAAUACUUUUCAAGUAGAAAGGAAACUGAAUAGGCCAAAGCCAAAAAAACCCUUUUCCCAACAUAACUUACAAUUGACAUACAAUGACAACUUGAAGAGGUGCUUGUGUGGUAUUCAUGUUGAAGCUAGAAUUUUGACUUGGAUAUUAAGGAAAGUAUAUUUGGAACCUUUUAGAACCGUUGCUGCUAUUGACUUUCUAAAUAGAAUUUCCCAGAGUUAAAGAUUAAAGUUUUUAGCUAAUAAAAGGCUUAUACCAAAAUUGUUACAAUUAGACUUAUAAGAAUAAGCCUUUUUAUUUGAGGUCUCAAAUGCCCCCUAUAAGCAUGAAAUAUUUUAAUAAGUUUUUAAGGUUUGCCAAAUGUGCUUUGAUAAUAUGGGGAAAGUUGAGAGAUAAUCAUCUAAACACCAAACACUUUAGAUGUUAAUUAAUUUUAUUUAAAAAAAAAUCCUUACAAGUAUAAGUUAGCUAAGAAUUUUUUUUUUUUGAAGAUACGUUUCAUGGGGAAGUUUUCUGCGUGAAUUUGCACUCCAGUAUUAACAAUGUUGACAGAACUUGUCUCCUUUGAUGAGCCAUUGAGUAGCUGUCCAUACAAUGAACCUGUUGUCAAUUUCAUUAGAGACUAGGUGCUGUCGCUUUUAGAGAUGGCUUUUAUGAUUGUGUUGAAGUCACAGUGAUGUAUGUAUUAGAUCUGUUCAGAAUUAUUCUUCCAUGGCAGCACUGACAUGGAGGGAUGUGGGGCCUGAAGUAGUGGGUAUAAACUAUUUAAGUAAUUAGACUUCUUUUUAAAGCAAUUGAGAUGUUUGUGAUUAUUGUAACUUAAAUAAAAUUAUUAAAUAUUUAAUGUAAUACCAACAUUAUUUAUGUUCUUUUUAUUUUAAAACGAUUCAUCAUAAUUCUUUUAAUCAGAUUUAAUAAUGUCAUUACACUUUGUGUCCUUGUGUGAGGCGGUGUCCAGGAUGACUGUGAAUUUACAGUAUUGCACCUCUAACCUCCCAAGUACCGAGACUGUAGAAGACAGCCAUUGCUCUUGUCUUGGUAUACCUACAGACGAGCUUUAGUCACAGCUCCUCCUGGAUCCUUUGGGUUUCACAUUACCAAGCGAGCUUUAAUGAUUUAAGUGUGUACUGCUUUGUGUUCAGAGAGACAUGUCUCAAAGCACAAGUAUAGUUGAAGAUUUGUAACUUUAUAAUUUAAAUGUAUAUGAAUUAAAAGUUUAUAAUUUUCCUACUUAAAGGUAAUACUCAGGGUACCCAUGGUAAAGGACUCAUAAAGCCAUUGUUUGGGGUAACAAUACUAAAGCUUACUGUGUUUUCCUUAUUUUCUUAUUAAGUUGUGAGAAUACUUGCAGGCCACAAAAGUACCUCAUCGGUUUUCACUGCGGCACAGCACUCCACUGAAUGCACCUAAUGUGCCUUUUGCAGCAUUUAAAUUAGCUCCUUGUACUCCAUUCACAUUUUCCUUCUCCUGUCCUGAUAAAUCUUUUACCUGGUCUGUGUACAUUUGUUAUGGGUAAUCUUGGUUGUCAGUUUGAAUGCACCUGGAAUCAACUAAAACACAAGCUGCUGGGCAUUCUCUUUAGGGGUUUUUAAAGUCAGAAGACACCUUAAGUGAGUGGCACCUUCUGGUCAUGGAAGACAGAAACAUGUAGGUUGAAAACCAGCAGUCCAGGAUUCCUCAGAGACAUCCGCCUUCAUGGACUAAACGACUACUAUAAUCAGUCUCCAGUAUGAGGUGGCCAUUUUUGGACUCUGUGAAACACUUUUGUACUUCAGUCUAAUAAAUCCCUUUGCAAUACA
Messenger RNA from Rattus norvegicus (Norway rat), 4884 nucleotides. The record is from RefSeq and is a predicted model, not a curated record. NCBI's taxonomy places the organism in Eukaryota, Metazoa, Chordata, Mammalia, Rodentia, Muridae.